Talaromyces amestolkiae is the source of this 2424-nucleotide messenger RNA. RefSeq lists its product as uncharacterized. Gene Ontology annotation, biological process: glucan catabolic process. NCBI's taxonomy places the organism in Eukaryota, Fungi, Ascomycota, Eurotiomycetes, Eurotiales, Trichocomaceae. The transcript is spliced from 4 exons. Bases 1 to 2424 code for a protein of 807 amino acids. Gene Ontology annotation, molecular function: beta-glucosidase activity. The record is from RefSeq and is a predicted model, not a curated record.
AUGGUUCGGUCAACUAUUCUCGCGACUGUCGCCCUCGGCGCACAGUUAGUUCAUGGCCAGUACAUCGAUGAACAGGUCUAUCCUUCUCCCAACGCAACCGGCGCCGGAGACUGGCACGCAGCCUUUCUCCGCGCCACCUCCGCCGUUGCACAACUCAACAUCACUGAAAAAGCAUUCCUAGUCACAGGCGUCACGGGCCCUUGCGUCGGCAACAUUGCUGCAAUCCCACGCAUAGGCUUUAACGGCCUCUGUCUCCAGGAUGGGCCUUUGGCUAUUCGAGAAGUUAGCUAUGCGAGUGUGUUCCCUGCGGGUGUCUCUGUGGCGGCGACUUGGGAUAGGGGCUUGCUUUAUCAGCGUGGUGUAGAUAUGGGAGCUGAGUUUAGAGGAAAGGGCGCGCAUGUUGCACUUGGGCCUGUUGCAGGACCUCUAGGGCGAUCUGCCCUUGGCGGCAGAAACUGGGAGGGCUUCUCGCCCGAUCCCUAUUUGACCGGCAUCUCCUUUGCCGAGACAAUCAAAGGAAUGCAAUCCCAAAAAGUGCAGGCAUGCGGCAAACACUACAUCGGGUACGAACAAGAAACCCAGCGCAACCCCUCGACCUACCCCAACGGCACAACCGAGCAAGAAGCCGUCUCCUCCAACAUCGAUGACCGCACACUCCACGAAUUGUAUCUAUGGCCCUUUUAUGAAGGCGUUAAGGCCGGCAUGGCGUCGAUUAUGUGUAGCUACAACCGUAUCAAUGAGACAUAUGCAUGCGAAAACAGCAAGACUCUCAACGGGCUACUCAAAGAGGAGCUCGGAUUUCAGGGUUAUGUCGUAUCAGACUGGGGCGGUACACACUCGGGUCUUAACUCGGCGCUAUCCGGAUUGGAUAUGGAUAUGCCCGGCGCACUUGACUGGGUUGAUAGUGCCGCCACCUCGUAUUUUGGGAACAAUCUGACCACGAUGAUCAACAAUGGCAGUCUCUCGGAGUCGAGACUUGAUGAUAUGGUGAAACGCAUCCUGACGCCAUACUACUAUCUCAAUCAGGAUUCGAAGGAUUAUCCGACUAUUGAUCUCGAUACAGCGCAGAUAUCUAAUGGAUUGUUUGGAAAUGAUUUGCCGUCUUUCUCCUACCCUUUCAAUACGGGAAAUUUGUCCGACAUCAAUCGAGAUGUCAGAGGUAAUCACCGCGACCUGAUUCGGGAAAUAGGCGGUGCGAGUGCAGUCCUUCUCAAGAAUAUAGACAAUGCCCUCCCCUUGUCAAAAAAAAUCAAACGCAUCUCAGUCUUUGGCAAUGACGCAGCUGAUCUAUCCGGAGGACCGUACGAUCCAUCAAACACAAACGGCGUGCUGGCUGUUGGCGGUGGUUCGGGAGCAGGUCGAUUCACGAACCUCGUCGCACCGCUAGAGGCAAUCAAGUACCGCAACCCUCACGCCUUGGUGCAAUAUAUCACAGACAAUACCCUUUUGACUCAAGGCGCCAGCAACUUCCUGGGUCAAUCCUCAAGCACACUGGACACAGUCUACCCAGCUGCUGACGUCUGUCUUGUAUUCCUCAAAUCAUACGCAACCGAAGGCUACGACCGCACCACUUUGAUCGCAGACGACAACUCCACCGCUCUCGUCGAAGCCGUUACCAGCUACGGCGGCUGUCCCAACACCAUUGUCAUCCUCCACUCUGUCGGCGCAAACCUCUUACCCUGGGCAGACAACGCCAACGUCACGGGUAUCAUCGCCGCGCAUCUUCCCGGCGAGCAAGCAGGCAACUCUAUCGUCGACGUGCUAUUUGGCGAUGUUAAUCCAUCUGGAAAACUCCCGUACACAAUCGCGUACAACGCAAGCGACUACAACGCGCCGAUUGUAAAUUUCACGGACGUCGACAACAGUGAUACGAAUCUUUGGCAGGCGAAUUUUACCGAGGGCCUGAUGAUUGAUUAUCGUCAUUUCGAUUAUCAGAAUAUCACGCCGCGGUAUGAGUUUGGUUAUGGGUUGUCGUACACCAACUUCUCGAUAUCGAAUCUACUCGUUUCGACGAAUGCGAGCCGUGUGUCAGCGACUCCCCGCGCUCUUAAUGGAACUGUUGCGCCGCCGGGAGGAAACUCAGAUCUAUACACCGUGCUUUCCAGUGUGCAAGUCACUGUGCAGAAUACAGGCAAACUCGCAGGUCGUGCCGUGCCGCAGGUUUAUCUGUCAUUCCCUUCAUCUCAGACCAAUAUCUCUGAUGACGGACUGCCGACCCCGGUCAAGGUACUUCGCGGGUUUGAUAGAACCAACGUCCUGUACUCAGGACAGUCGGUUACGCUGACCUUUAAUCUGAGGCGCAUAGAUGUUUCGUCGUGGGAUGUGGUGAAGCAGGAAUGGGUGAUUCCGUCGGGAACAUUUGGUGUGUUGGCUGGGUGGAGUAGUCGCGAUUUGCCUCUGAGUGGGAGUUUGAAGUUGCUGUAA